GUAACAAUGUCAAGUCAUGUCUAAAUUCAGUUUUAGUAUUUCUUAUCAUUAAAAAUGUAACGAAAUGCGUUUGGAUUGAGGAAAAGAAUUAGAUCAAAGCAUGGCAUACAUUUUAGUGAAAUUAUUUUAAACUGGUGGUCGUUGUUAAAAAUCAUUUUAAACAGUCAGAUGGAAAGUUUUAGAGUUUUGCAAGAAAACUUUCAACUGAGUGAAUCAUUUGGACAAAAUUAUCCUGAGGAUUUUGAUGGCACAUUAGACUGUGUUAGUAUUGCCAUCACCUGUGCAUUUAACAGACAGGGAACCAUUCUAGCAGUAGGAUGUAAUGAUGGUAGACUGGUUCUUUGGGAUUUCCUAACACGUGGCAUAGCUAAAAUCAUUAAUGCUCAUGUACACCCAGUCUGUACUCUAAGUUGGAGCAGAAAUGGCCGUAAACUGCUAAGUGCCGCCACCGACAACACAGUGUCAUUAUGGGAUGUUUUGUCCGGAGAGGUUGAGAAAACAUUCCGGUUUCCGUCCCCUAUUCUCAAAGUACAGUUUCACCCUAGAAGCAGUGAGAAGUUUUUGGUAUGUCCAAUGAAACAUGCUGCUGUAAGCAUGGAUAUGGAGGGAUCACACAAGCUUGUUCCUUUAGAUGAAGAUUCAGAUUUAAAUAUAAUGGCAUCCUAUGAUAGACGAGGGAAAUGUAUCUAUACAGGAAAUGCAAAAGGAAGGGUUUGUGUAUUUACGGAGGAUGAUCAUAAAUUAAAGGCUUCAUUUAGAGUGACAACUGGGACAUUAAAUACAACAGCUAUUAAAUCUAUAGAGUUUGCAAGACGUGGCGAUUGUUUCCUGGUAAAUUCAGCGGAUCGUGUAAUACGUGUGUAUGAAAGUGGAGAGAUUCUAGCUUGUGGUAAAGAUGGCGAACCAGAACCUAUACAAAAAUUACAAGAUCUUGUUAAUAAGACAAUGUGGAAGAAGUGUUGUUUUUCGGGUGAUGGAGAAUAUAUAGUUGCAGGUUCAGCUAAACAACAUUCUCUGUAUAUAUGGGAGAAAAGUGUCGGUAACUUGGUCAAAAUUUUACAUGGAACAAAAGGAGAGCUUUUAUUAGAUGUGGCAUGGCAUCCAGUACGACCUAUCAUAGCUUCUAUAUCAAGUGGUGUGGUAUCUGUUUGGGCACAGAAUCAAGUUGAAAACUGGAGUGCUUUUGCACCAGAUUUCAAAGAACUUGAUGAAAAUGUAGAAUAUGAUGAGAGAGAAUCUGAAUUUGAUAUCGAAGAAGAAGGCAAAGAGAAAGAAGAUUUUAAAGAGGAGGAAGAAGAUGUUGAGGUUGAUGUUACCACAGUUAAUGCAAUACAGGCAUUUGUUAGCAGUGAUGAGGAAGAAGAAGAUACAGAAGCUUUGAUGUAUUUACCUGUUGCCCCGGAGAUAGAAGAACCCGAGGAAGGCUGGCCUGUUGUAUCAGAAAUGCCCCAGCAUACAGAGGAAUCUCAGACCAGACCUGAGAAGAGAAAAAAUAGUCAACAAACACCUGACUCUACUAAAAAAUCAAAGUUAAAACCAUUUGAUGUUGACCUUGAAAAUGCCCCCUCAGAUGAAAUACAUCCUUUAUUAAAUGUGAAGAAACCAAAUGAGAAAGUUCAUAAGAAACCAGGCACAAAAACGAAACAGAAAUCUGGCAAAUCUGACAGAUCCAAACAUAAAGGAGAUUGAUACAACAAUUAAGAUAGCCAGGAAGGAUUUAUAAAAACUGAAUGUCAGUGAUGUACACAAAAAUGCCAGCGAAACAAAUACUGAAGAGAGUUUGACUCUAUGAACUAUCACAUAAUAUUAGUCAUUUACUUGCUGUUUUUUGUGUAAUGGAUUGACCCAGAUUUGGAUUUGGAACAGUUCAUUCAUAGUAUAAGGGAUAUCAGUAUGAAAGUACAAAAUUAGAGCAGAAUCAACAGUAUAGAGGGCCUGGUUAGACCACAUGGAUUUACAGGCCGGCCUGGCUCUAUACUGCAUUAGCAAUUCAGCUCCGGCAGGUUAAGGAUUAAUAUAUUUAAUUAAGUGUUGGAUUGCGCAAAGAAAUACUAAGACACAUGUAACGUGAUGUAUUUUAAACUGAAAAGUAAUAAGAUACAGAAUUAUGUCAGUGAUGUGUUGCAUAUGCAGUUAUUUCUGUUUUAUAGAUAAAAUAAUUUGUCUACAUGAUGAUAUAACUAUUUUAAGUUUAAUUUGAAUUAUGAUUGUCUUAAUACCUUAAAAGUGUUCAUGUUGAUGC
Messenger RNA from Ruditapes philippinarum (Manila clam), 2242 nucleotides. Its product is annotated as retinoblastoma-binding protein 5-like. The transcript has 16 exons. The record is from RefSeq and is a predicted model, not a curated record. Lineage: Eukaryota; Metazoa; Mollusca; Bivalvia; Venerida; Veneridae. Gene Ontology annotation, cellular component: Set1C/COMPASS complex. Bases 169 to 1689 code for a protein of 506 amino acids. Gene Ontology annotation, molecular function: protein binding.